Messenger RNA from Iphiclides podalirius (scarce swallowtail), 978 nucleotides. The record is from the annotation of a GenBank genome assembly. Lineage: Eukaryota; Metazoa; Arthropoda; Insecta; Lepidoptera; Papilionidae.
AUGGAUGAUUUUCUAAAAAUUGAAAAGAUAGGAGAAGGUACAUACGGUGUGGUGUAUAAAGGAAAAAAUAAAAUUACUGGUCAGUUCGUGGCCAUGAAGAAAAUUCGCCUGGAGUCCGAAGAUGAAGGUAUACCAUCUACCGCUAUCAGAGAAAUUUCUCUACUUAAAGAACUUAACCACCCCAAUAUAGUGAAAUUAGAAGAUGUUCUUAUGGAAGAAUCUCGACUCUAUCUCAUUUUCGAAUUUCUUUCCAUGGACUUAAAGAAAUACAUGGAUUCACUUGGCUCAGGAAAGGUAUGGAUCAACUCAAAUUUUAUGGAUCCUGCCGUGGUCAAAAGUUAUCUAUAUCAAAUAAACAAUGCUAUACUGUACUGUCAUCAGCGUCGCAUCUUACACCGAGAUCUUAAGCCACAAAAUUUGCUUAUUGAUAAAACUGGUAUCAUUAAGGUGGCAGAUUUUGGUUUAGGCAGAGCCUUUGGUGUCCCGGUGAGAGUGUACACUCACGAAGUUGUCACUCUGUGGUACAGAGCUCCAGAAGUUUUACUCGGUAGUCAAAGAUAUUCAUGUCCUAUUGACAUAUGGUCAGUAGGAUGUAUUUUCUCAGAGAUGUCAUCGAAAAAACCACUGUUCCAAGGUGACUCCGAGAUUGAUCAACUUUUCCGCAUCUUCAGGAUGUUACGCACACCCACAGAGGAGAUUUGGCCAGGAGUUUCAUCACUUCCUGACUAUAAACCUACAUUCCCAAAUUGGAACACAUUCAAUCUUCAUAAUCAUGUCCAAAACUUAGAUGAAGUGGGGAUGGAUCUAUUGCAAAAGAUGCUGGUUUACGACCCUGUACGUCGCAUAUCGGCAAAGGAUGCCCGUCGCCAUCGUUACUUCCGCGACGUGAAACUGCCACCGGGUCUGACAGUGCACUCUGCAUAUAUAAGAUACACUCCUGAGAACUCCAAUGAUACAGACAGCAGUGCACAGAGUGUA